Molecule: messenger RNA, 4017 nt
Organism: Parnassius apollo (apollo)
Lineage: Eukaryota; Metazoa; Arthropoda; Insecta; Lepidoptera; Papilionidae
Source: the annotation of a GenBank genome assembly
AUGUACCAAAGCGAUGUUAACACCGCUGUAGGUCGUGGGGUGAUGCCGAGCGUCAAGCUGGCGCUGGAUCACGUCAACGAGCACGACUCCGUACUCCGCAACUAUCGCCUGCACAUGUGGUGGAACGACACUGAGUGCAACGCAGCUGUAGGCGUGAAGUCUUUCUUCGACAUGAUGCACAGUGGACCACACAAGUUGAUGUUGUUCGGCGCCGCCUGCACACACGUCACCGAUCCUAUCGCGAAGGCAUCCAAACACUGGCACCUUACUCAGCUGUCAUAUGCCGACACCCAUCCGAUGUUCACCAAGGAAGCGUUUCCAAAUUUCUUCCGUAUCGUGCCUUCGGAGAACGCUUUCAAUUUGCCCAGAAUCAGAGUGCUGCAGCACUUUAACUGGACAAGAGUGGGAACCAUCUACCAGAACGAACCGAGAUAUGCUUUGGCUCAUAAUCGUCUGCUGGCAGACCUGGAUGUGCAUGGCUUCGAAAUAGACGAGACGCAGAGUUUUGCGACAGAAGUCAGAAGUGCGCUGGCCAAACUUAAGGAGAAAGACAUUCGGAUUAUCCUCGGAAACUUUAACGAGACUUGGGCAAUGAGGAUAUUCUGCGAGGCUUACAAGCUGGAGAUGUACGGGCGCGCGUACACGUGGCUGCUACUGGGCACGUACAGCGAACGCUGGUGGCUGCGGAGCGCGCCGUGCGCCCGCCGCGACCUUACCGCCGCACUCGACACCGCUAUCCUCACCGACUUGCUGCCGCUUUCCACCACCGGCGAGACCACCGUCUCCGGCAUCACCGCGAAAGAUUAUCAAGUGGAGUAUGAUCGCAGAAGAGGUAUCGAGUACUCAAGAUUCCACGGAUAUACUUACGACGGUAUAUGGGCGAUGGCUUUAGCAAUCCAGACGGUAGCGCAACGUGUCAAGUUGAAAUACAAGGAGAGGACUGUGCAGGACUUCCGGUAUCGUGACAAAGAGUGGGAGCAGCUGUUUCUGGAUGCACUCAGCAACGUCACAUUUGAAGGAGUCACUGGUCCAGUGAGAUUCUAUGACAAUGAGCGUAAGGCGUCCAUCCUCCUGAAACAGUUCCAAGGGGACCAGGUCGGCGAAGUGAAGGUAGGCGAGUAUUGUGCUGAGAGGGAUCACUUGGAUUUGAGAAGUUGGAAACCGUUCAAGUGGAUUGGCAAAAAUCCGCCGAAAGAUCGUACAUUACGACUCAUCGAGCACACUCAAGUUAACAUCACCAUCUAUGCGGUUCUCGUGUCCUGCUCGGUGUUGGGAAUUCUUCUAGCCACUGGAUUUCUUGCAAUGAACAUCCAUUAUAGGAACCAAAGGUACAUAAAAAUGUCUUCACCACAUCUGAACAAUCUGAUCAUUGUAGGCUGCAUGCUUACCUACAUGAGCGUUAUCUUCCUCGGCUUAGACUCCAGCCUCAGCAGUAUUGCCGCGUUCCCAUAUAUCUGCACGGCCAGGGCCUGGCUUUUGAUGGCUGGCUUCAGUUUGGCGUUCGGCGCCAUGUUCUCCAAGACUUGGCGCGUGCAUUCAAUCUUUACUGACGUGAAGCUCAAUAAAAAGGUCAUAAAAGACUAUCAGCUUUUUAUGGUAGUGGGAGUUUUGCUAUGCAUCGACCUGGCCAUCAUGACCACCUGGCAAAUAUCCGAUCCAUUUUACAGAGCAACAAAACAGAUGGAGCCUUACCCUCACCCCUCAAGUGAAGACAUCGUCAUAGUACAGGAGAAUGAAUACUGCCAGUCCGAGAGGAUGACUAUUUUCGUCGGCGUUAUAUAUGUAUACAAGGGAUUGUUAUUGGUUUUUGGGGCGUUCCUCGCGUGGGAGACGCGUCACGUUUCCAUUCCCGCACUGAACGACUCCAAGCAUAUCGGUCUGUCGGUGUACAACGUCCUCAUCAUGUGCAUAAUGGGCGCUCCUAUAGCCCUCGUAUUAGCAGAUCACAAGGACGCUUUGUUCGUUCUCAUAGCUAUUUUCAUAAUUUUCUGUACAACGGCAACCCUGUGCUUGGUUUUCGUGCCUAAGUUGCUGGAGCUGCGGCGCAACGGCCAGCCGGGUGCUGCGGGCUCGCGUAUCCGCGCCACGCUGCGGCCGAGCGCCACGCACGAGUGCCGCUCGCCGGGUCCCGAGCUGGAGCGCCGCCUCAAGGAGCUGCGCCACUACAACAACCGCUACCGCCGCACGCUGCAGGCCAAGGAGAACGAGCUGCAGAUGCUGCUGAGCAAGUUGGGCAGCGAUGCGAGCUCGGAAUCGUCUGCGCGCGAGUCGCGCUCGCCCGCGCCGCGCACCCGACUGCCCACGCGCGACACCUACAGCCACCCCGAAACGAGUGACAUCACUUCAAUGUGCAGCCUCAGCGCGUCGGCCGGCGCUGAGUCAGAAUUCACAAAUCCUCAGACUCAGAACAACAUUGAGAAACCAAAACCCUCCGCCCCGCCGGAGCCAGUGAAGGAAGUCACUAUUAAAGAGCCAAGAAAGGAACAGACGAAGAACGUGUCAUUUAAGAAUCAUUUGGACUACACCAGCCCGCCCUCGUCUAAAGCUGUACCUGAGAAAGACCAGCUCGCAAAACUACCCUAUGGGUGGUCCACCGAAGAGUCCCCGGAGCCCCCAAAACCAAUAACGAAACCCACGGAAGCUGUUAAAGCAGAAGCAAAGACAGUGCCAGCCUUGAAGUCGAGCGACAUGCCGACCGUGAAGUCCGUACCAGCGAAGAUACAGGAGCCCUUGUAUACUAAAGCAGCUACGCCGAAAGUUGUUAAGAGUCCGGAAGCUCAGAAGAAGGUGGUAGAGUUGGUGAAUGGGAGAGCGGGUCGCGAGCCGCGCACACGCCACCGCCGCAUGUCGAGCGGCGCCGCGCUGCGCGCAGACCUCAUGCACCUCGCCGUCGACCGCGACGAGCCCACUACCACUGCUGCCAGUACCGUCACCACCGCCACCACCGUCACCGCCGAGCCACCGGGGCACGAAAAGGACCCCCCAAUACCACCGAAGCCUAAACAAGAACUUGAAGAUAUUCUAGAUAUAGAUCACGACAUGUCUUCAAUGGAGAGAAGAAAAUCCUGUCAAAGAAAAGAUUCAGAGAAGAGGAAAAAAGAGAACUUUAUCGUUGUACAGAGCGACCUGUGGGACACGAACACUUUCCAGUACACUUGUCAAAAAUCCCCUACAGGUCACGCUCACUCUCCCAUGCAGAGAAGUGUUUCAGAGAAAAGUCGCCAGCAGUCUUCGCCACAUCAUCACAGGGAAGCAGACCCAACGAGUACUGAAAGAAGGGCCUCGAAUAGUUCAAUUAACCACACUGGUACAGUAAGAGGCGCCACUCCAGAAGGUUACCGGGAAGCAGAUACAUUAAGAAUGUCCGACAGAUUAUCCAAGCGUCGCGGUUCUGAGUUUCCACAGCCAGUAAGCACACCUCCGCAUCAGAUCAAAACCAAAAGGAGACAGUCUGCAGCUUAUAUGAGGUCAUACCAAGAAGAUAAAAUAGAAAAACCUGAGGGCCCACCUCGCAGACACGACGAUAUUCCCAGGAAGCAUACUCCAGAGCCGAAACAGGAACCAGAGCCAUGGAAACCCGAUCCUGAUACAAUUAGAGUGUGCAAGGGUCAAGAAUCACCAGCGAAAAGACUAAAACAAGAAGCAGAACCACUAAAGAGGGCGAAGGGAGUCGGAGAUUCUCCUAAGUUAACACAGGCCGCACAUCAGACUAGACCUGACCAUCAUAAGAGUAGUCCAAAUGUGGCGUCCAGACAUAAAAUAGAGUCAUCUGCCAAUAAAGAAGAGCGUAAGUCAGCAACAUACGGCAGAGGCGACUCGAAGCGUCAAGAAUCUGUGGAGCAACGUAAAAUGUACACUGCCAGUUCCGAAUCCGAAUUAUUUGAGUGCGCGAUACUGCCGAUAUUCCAAAAACUUCUAACAGAGAGACAUAAAAGUCAGCCGCACGGCCUUAACUUGAGCUACGGUGUCAGUUGUCCGAAUAUUUCAAUUAAAUGUGACAUAGUUGAGUAUUUGUAA